AUGCCUUUACGAUUAUUAUUACAUAGGACAAAUAAAUACAUUACAGAAAAGCUCCUUGAAAGUCCUGCAUUUCAUAGAUUUGCUAUUUAUACACAUAAAAGACUAACAAAAAUAACAGAAGAAGCUAUCCCAUAUAUUGAUAAGAGUACAAGAAGUAGCAUAUCAUUUAUUGAAAAUUUCAAAGAAAAUAUAAAACGAGAGAUUCAAAAAACAGUAUCUGUUGGUAUGGAAUCUGCUAUAACACCAGAAGAUGCAGUUAUAACUGCUUAUCGAUGCCACGGUUAUACCAUGGUAAGAGGCCGUAAAACUGGCAUUUCAAAAGGAAAAGGUGGCUCUAUGCAUAUGUUUGCAAAAAACUUUUAUGGUGGUAAUGGAAUUGUUGGUGCACAGAUACCUGUUGGUACAGGAAUAGCAUUUACACAAAAAUAUAACAAUACAAAUAAUGCCACAUUUAUUUUAUAUGGAGAUGGUGCAGCUAAUCAAGGACAAGUUUUUGAAUCUUACAAUAUGGCCAAAUUAUGGAAUUUGCCAGCAAUUUUUGUAUGUGAAAAUAAUUUUUAUGGAAUGGGAACAUCUAUCGACAGAAGUUCUGCGAAUACACGAUUUUACACUCGUGGACAGUAUAUCCCUGGUCUUAAGGUUAAUGGUAUGGAUGUAAUGGCAGUUAAAAAUGCGUGUUCAUGGGCUAAAGAUUGGACUGUUUCUGGAAAAGGACCUUUAGUAAUGGAGAUGGUUACUUAUCGUUAUGGUGGUCAUUCUAUGUCAGACCCUGGUACAACUUAUAGAACAAGAGAAGAAAUUCAACAUAUGAGAAGUAUAAAUGAUCCAAUUACCAAACUAAAGCAACGCAUAAUAGACAUAGGCCUUCUUACAGAAACAGAGCUUAAGCAAGUUGAAAAGGAAGCACGUACAAUUCUUGAAGAUGCAUCUAAAAAAGCUCAAA
Messenger RNA from Entrophospora sp. SA101, 943 nucleotides. Lineage: Eukaryota; Fungi; Glomeromycota; Glomeromycetes; Entrophosporales; Entrophosporaceae. The record is from the annotation of a GenBank genome assembly.